CUGAUAAAAUUCAAUUGAAUAAUUCAAAUGUGGCCGCGUAUGUGAACUCCGUCAUAAACGAGAACCCAGCCGCUGAGUAGACUUGUGUUUUCGCUUCCCCUUCCCCAUCCCCUCUCCUCCCCUCGCCGGCUUGUCGGUCUCGCCGCGCCACUGGCCAUACAUCCAAGACGCUAAUCCGUGUGGGGGAAAAGCCCCCCUCUCUCUGAAACUAUUCAAAUGGCGUGGGGCGUAUCCCCGCGGCGGCAGCCGUCGUUCCCGGUGCAGGCCCUCUACGAGCUCUGCAAGCGCUCCUUCCCCUCCCCUUCCGCCGCCUCAUCGUCUCCCCCGCCCGCUGAUGUCGUCCGCAGCAUCUCCUCGCUCAUGGAUACAAUCACUCCUGCGGAUGUUGGGCUCAGAGAUUAUAAUCUUGAGGACGACAGGGGGCAUGGAUUUUUUGACUCCAACCUCCUCAAGGGUUCAGGAAGGCUUCCUCGGUGGGCGCGGCCCAUCAAGUACCUUCAUAUCUACAGCUGUGAUGCAUUCUCUAUUGGAAUAUUCUGCUUGCCAACUUCAUCAGUCAUUCCUCUUCAUGAUCAUCCAGGAAUGACUGUACUGAGCAAAAUCCUUUAUGGUUCCAUGCAUGUGAAAUCAUAUGAUUGGAUAGAGCCUACUGUCCUAGCAAGUAGCCAGCCAGCAAGGUUGGCCAAAUUACAUACAGAUGAUGUUCGUACUGCUCCAUGUCCAACCUCCAUUUUGUAUCCCCAAAGUGGUGGGAACCUGCACUGCUUCACUUCAGUAUCUUCUUGUGCUGUUCUUGAUGUCCUUGCCCCACCAUAUAACGAUGACGCUGGUCGGAUUUGCACUUAUUUUCAUGACUAUCCAUUUUCAAGUCUCUCAGCUGGACGCACGAAGGUAGCUGGUAACCCAGAUAAUUAUGCAUGGCUGGAGGCCAUAAACACUCCAGUGAAUAUCAACAUGCACACUGGCAUGUAUACCGGUCCAACUGUACAGGAACUUCAGACAUGAUGUAAAGAUGAACCGGAGCAUCAAGCAGCAGCUGGGUGCCUCUUCACUGAUAGUAGAGCUCUAAUAUAGUGAUGUAUGUUCUAUACUUUGAGGUUAGCUUUUCCCCUCUGGCCCCCUUUGUUGGAGAAACUGUUGUACUUCAGUUAAGAGAUAAGUUUUCAGAGUAAUUUCUCCUAAUCAGUUUAGUAGAGGUUUCAGGUUCACUAACCUGAGCAGUGAUCAGGCUUUUAGCUUAUUUAUUUAUGUUGUGCAACGCUGGAAUGGUUUUGAAUGCAAAAUUGUCACUGAUGUUGCCGCA
Messenger RNA from Zea mays, 1303 nucleotides. RefSeq names its product Plant cysteine oxidase 3. Gene Ontology annotation, molecular function: oxidoreductase activity, acting on single donors with incorporation of molecular oxygen, incorporation of two atoms of oxygen. The record is from RefSeq and is a predicted model, not a curated record. Lineage: Eukaryota; Viridiplantae; Streptophyta; Magnoliopsida; Poales; Poaceae. The transcript is spliced from 6 exons. The coding region runs from base 217 to 1005 and encodes 262 amino acids.